UAUAUAUUAUUAUUUUAUUUUUAUUAUUAGUUUGUUUAUCCAAUAGGUACUAUAAUCAUUUGUUGUCUUUAAAUUAAAAUGGCUACCCAUCGUGUAUCAAUGAAUAUAUUGAGUAACUUAAAAAGUGGAUGGUUUUUAAAAAGUAGUACGUUACUUAAUAGAAAGUUAAUCAAUUUAAACAAAAGAAAUGAAUAUGCUGGGGCAUUACUGAAAGUUCCUAUUCAACGGCAUUCAAAAUAUCUUUACCAAUGUGUCAUUAUUGGUACAGCUGCUUUUUCUGGAUUACUUAUAACUUUCCGUAGGUUAAACACUGUACAAGCAGAAUCAAUAGCUAAUGAUGAUAAUGUUGUUAGUGCAAUGACUCGCAGAGAAAGUCGGUUCAAUGAGUUUGCUUCAUGUGAAUACCAAGGCCAUGUAGUUAUGACUCCUUUUGAUUUUGUUGAAUCUCUAAUCGAGAACAGACCAAAAACUUCAAGAAGUUCAAAAAUUCGCUUGACAGAAAAGGAUAUCAAAGAAAUGGUUAAGUUUACACCAGGCAUUUCAAAAGGCUCUUCUAAUUUUUUUAGAGAUUUAGAUCAGAAAGGAAUUAUAACAUAUUCAGAGUAUAUCUUUCUUGUCACAAUUUUAACAAAAUCAUAUGCUGGUUUGAAAAUAGCUCUGAAAAUGAUUGAUGUGAAUGAUGAUAAAGAAAUUACUCUUGAAGAAUUUCAGAUGAUUGUUCAAAUGAUUGACAAAUCUUCUCAAAGUUAUAAGCAAAAAAGUAAUAAUAUUAUGGAAUUGAAGAAAACAACACUACUCUUGCACCUGUUUGGGAAAAAAGGAAAUCAAGUUGUCUCAUUUGACCGAUUUUUUAAAGGAUUUACAAAAUGAAGUCCUGGAGUUAGAAUUUAAUGAAUACUCAAAAGGUGUAAAAAGAAUAACAGAGAUUGAGUUUGCUAAAAUCUUAUUACGCAAUACUAUUCUUUCACAGACAGACUAUUCUCAAUAUAUCAGUAGACUUGAAAAAAGAAUUCAACAUGCAAAAGGGAUUUCUUUGAAUCAGUUUAAAUCUUUCCAUAAAUUUUUGAGCAACUUUGAAGAUUUUGUGAUUGUUGUGAACAUGACUAACACCUUGAACCAUCCUAUUGAUAAAGAGCUUUUUGCACGUACAGUCAAAAUUACAAGUAAUGAAGAUGUUGAUCCUUAUGUUAUCGAUGUUGUGUUUAAUUUAUUUGAUGAAGACGGGGAUGGCAAACUCAGUCAAAAUGAGUUUAUUGGAAUAAUGAAGGACCGGUUGAAGCGUGGAUUCGGAAAGUUUCCCAACCCGACUGGAAUUGAUGGCUUUAAGAAUUGCUUGAGGAAAGAGAUGUUUAAACCCUUUGAAUGAGUCCGUUGAAUAAAUGUUUAAUGGAGUUUUUGAUUUAAUAGGUCGCCAAAGACAUUAAUACCAAGUCGUUUCUACGAAUGAAGAAAUAAUUUUA
This is a messenger RNA of Hydra vulgaris (swiftwater hydra), 1460 nucleotides long. The record is from RefSeq and is a predicted model, not a curated record. Lineage: Eukaryota; Metazoa; Cnidaria; Hydrozoa; Anthoathecata; Hydridae.